Adineta ricciae is the source of this 693-nucleotide messenger RNA. The record is from the annotation of a GenBank genome assembly. NCBI's taxonomy places the organism in Eukaryota, Metazoa, Rotifera, Eurotatoria, Adinetida, Adinetidae.
AUGCGUUUACAUAAGCUUCUUUUUCUUAUAUUUUUGGUCGUCUAUUUCAUUGCCGGCCUUGUCUUACUUAUUACAGGCAGUGUAGCUCACCGACAAGCAUCUAAAUAUGCUGAAAUUACUGGCAGCUCGAUCAUCUCUGGCGCUGGCUUUGUCAUCGCGAUAGGUGUUUUCAUUAUCGUCCUAUCAAUUCUCGGUCUUGUUGGUGCCAUUCAAAACCGUUUACAAUUGUUACAAAUCUUCAUUGGUUCAUUAUGUAUCAUCAUCUUACUUCAAUUAAUCGCCGCUAUCGUUGGAUUUACACUUCGUGGCAAAGCUGAUUCUAAAUUACGUCAAAGAUUAACAGAAUCGAUGCCCAAAUAUUUUCAGAAUGAUCAUAAUGUCGUCGAAGAAUGGAAUCGUCUUCAACAAAAAUGGAGCUGCUGUGGUAUUAAUGGUCCCGCUGAUUGGAACAUCACAACUAGUAGAGCACCACCAUCAUCAUGCUGUUUGAACAAUGUCUGUACACCCCUUCCUACAACUGGUGUCUUGCCUUAUUUUGAUCAAGGUUGCUAUCAAUAUGCUAAUGCUUUAUUCUAUCGAUACUCCGCAGCAUUGGGUGGCGUUUCUCUCUUCUUCUUUUUUGUUGAAAUCAUCGGAUUAAUCUUGGCUGUCGUUGUUUUACGAGACUUAAAGAAUAAUUACGGAAGUGUUUAA